This is a messenger RNA of Gongylonema pulchrum, 318 nucleotides long. Lineage: Eukaryota; Metazoa; Nematoda; Chromadorea; Rhabditida; Gongylonematidae. The record is from the annotation of a GenBank genome assembly.
CGGCUCACAAAUGAGCUACAGAAGGCGUUUCAUCAUUCGGAAGUUGAAAAAGAGGAUUUGCAACGGUUAUUGGAUGAAGCAGAAGCCGCAGUGGAAGCUGAGGAAAUGAAAGCAGCGCGAGCUCAAACUGAAAUAAGAGAGAUACGUGCUGAAGCUGAAACAAGAAUUCAGGAGAAAGAGGAACAGUUCGAGAAUGCACGCGAAAAUUUGCAGCAUCAUUUGGAAGCCAUUCAGGUAUGCGCAGUGUUCUCCUCUGCUGAGCUAUUACCUCAUCUCAUUAUCAGUGUAGCGGUUGGCAGCUUUGCCAUUCUGAGCUAA